UGACUUUUGUCUCUCUUUGAUAAGACUCCAUUCUUGUCUGUGGCUUUGGGAGGGCAGCUGCUGGAUUCUGGACUCUCGCUAUGGUGCGGUGGGGAUUGCCUUUUUAGGAGACACCUGAUCACAGCAACACAAAGAAGGCUUGGUGAUAAGAGCCUGCUGGUUGUGUGUGUGUGUGUGUGUGUGUGUGAAAGAAAGAGAGGGAGAGAUGAAUUGGGGCUUUGUGAUUAGGAACAGUGCCGAGAAGGGGGCAGAGGUAGGGGUAUUUUCUAGUUUUUGGUCAAGCUGUACUCUGGACACUGAGGUAGUGAAGCCCAAUCUGAAACGCUAAUCCUGUUAAAGGAAGGCAGCGCAGUCUCCUGUAGUGUCCCGUCUAACAUAUAGCCAAGAACGCUAGCUACUACUUGUGCCUGUGCUUUUGGGUUUGAAAAGAUACUUGAUGGAGAAAUUUCAGGCUGCAAUGCUCCUGAGUGCAGUGGGAGACUCUUUGGGAUACCGCAAAGGCCGGUGGGAAAGCUGCAUGUCAGGGUGUCAGAUACAGAAAGAGCUCUCCGAUCUCGGAGGACUGACAGCCCUGAAACUAGAUCCAGAAAACUGGCCUUUGAGUGACGGAGCUCUGAUGCACAUGACCACAGCGGAGGCCCUUAUUUCAGAUUACUGGGGUCUGGAAGACUUGUACAGAGAGGUUGUGCGGCUCUUUGUGGCAGCCACGGUGUCCCUUCAAGGUCGAACUCCUGAUCCAAGCACGGUUGAAGCUUGUUCCUUCCUCAAACCUGACAACUACCUGCUGGCCUGGCACACACCGUUUAAUGAAAAAGGUUCUGGUUUUGGAGCCGCCACAAAGACUAUGUGUGUGGGUAUGCGCUACUGGCAGCCUGAAAGACUGGAAACGUUAGUGGAAGUGAGCAUCGAAAUAGGCCGGAUGACCCACAACCACCCUAUAGGGUUUUUGGGAUCUCUUUGUACUGCCCUGUUUGCCUCAUAUGCCAUCCAAGGCAAGCCGGUAGUGACCUGGGGCCGUGAUCUCAUGAAGGUGAUCCCAAAGGCUGAAGAUUACUGCAGGAAGACGAUACGCCACAUGGCAGAGUACCAGGAGAAAUGGUUUUACUUUGAAGCCAAGUGGCAGUUCUAUUUGCAGGAGAGAGAGAUCGAGGAGGAGGGACAGAACAAGCCUCUUUUUCCUAAUACGUAUAGCGCAGAUGAGGUGGACAAGGUUUACAAGAGCUGGAGCUCAGAAGGACGAGGAGGACACAGGGGCCACGAUGCACCCAUGAUCGCCUAUGAUGCUCUGCUGGCUGCAGGCCCAGACUGGAGCGAGCUCUGCAAACGGGCCAUGUUUCAUGGAGGAGAGAGCAGUGCUACAGGUCUGAUUGCUGGCUGUCUGUAUGGCUUGAUUUACGGAUUGAACCAAGUGCCACCAGGAUUGUACCAAAACCUGGAAAAGAGGGAGAAACUUGAAGAGCUUGGAUCCAAACUGUAUCACACGGCAUCUGCAGAAAAGUAUAUAGAGAAAUAACACUCAGCUAUUCACCUCCUUGUUCACACAGGACGACCACAUGAUUCCCAAGCUGCACAACUACACCCUUCUCCCGUACCUCCUUUCAUCAUAUAACCAUAAGGACUGCUAUUUCCUUCUUAGAACAUAUGCAAAUGAAUUAAACCUAUUUUUAAAAGGUUUUGCUUUUUCAAUGCCAAAGUAUGUGUAACUUACAACAACAAAAACUUUGACUAUUUGCCCCAAGAGACUUUUAUGUAGUUUCCCCAGGAGUAUUGAUUGAUUUUAUCUAGUAAAAUUUUCGUAAAAUGUACUCUGUGUUUGUUAUGGUGCAUGUAUAUGUAUGUAAAGUAA
Molecule: messenger RNA, 1846 nt
Organism: Tachysurus vachellii
Lineage: Eukaryota; Metazoa; Chordata; Actinopteri; Siluriformes; Bagridae
Gene: adprhl1
Product: ADP-ribosylhydrolase like 1
Exons: 7
Coding region: 437-1513 (358 amino acids)
Biological process (GO): protein de-ADP-ribosylation
Molecular function (GO): magnesium ion binding; ADP-ribosylarginine-[protein] hydrolase activity
Source: RefSeq, a predicted model, not a curated record